Molecule: messenger RNA, 1847 nt
Organism: Medioppia subpectinata
Lineage: Eukaryota; Metazoa; Arthropoda; Arachnida; Sarcoptiformes; Oppiidae
Source: the annotation of a GenBank genome assembly
GGGAGAGAGUGGGAGAGAGAGAGUGAGAGAGCCCUCUAUGGAGUGUUGAUAAAGAGUGACAAUACGUGCCAUUCGUUCACAUUUUGAUUGCAUUUCGCGUUUGUUUCAAAACUUACAAAAUUGUUGUCAAUUGUGGUCUCGUUUUGGUCACCAUAUGAGUUAAGACCAGAAAAUGAAUACCAAUUACGACGAGUCGAGUCGAUUCCUCGGGAUGUUAGCCGAAGUGGCCGUCAAGACAUUGAAUGCCGAACAACACAACCAAUCGGAACUCAAAGCCCAUAAAAAGGCGAAUAAACAUGUCUUAAAUGUGGACCAAAUGCGCAAAUUGUCGGACAAAGUAUUGGUCGAGUCUUUCAGUGAAUUGAGUUGCGAUGAAAUCCGGCGUAUAUUUCAAUACAAAUGUGUUUUAAUGCCCCAAAAGUGUGGUCUCGUGUGCGAGAGCUUUGCUGUGGAGGAAAGGGCUCGUACUCUCAUGAGAGACCAUCUCUUGGAUCACAUCCGUAACGUUGAGCUCGACUUCACGGCAGAGACUGUGAGCGCAAGGAAUAAGAGGCUAAACGAUGGCAACAGAUUGUGGAGAAACUGUCACUCGAAGAGUAACGCAAAAUCCGUUUCGCAAACCAAUAAAAUUGUGAAAAACACAUCAAUUACUGAAAUAAGUGAUGAAAAUUCAUGUAAAAUUCAAUGUAAUCAUGACUUGAGUAGUGAUUGUUUGUCUUCGGAUGACAUUAAAUGCGAAAAUAAUGAGAAGAAUAUGAGAGACAUUGGGAAGGGAUGUGAAGAUCAUUGCUAUACUUCACUCGAAGGACCGAAAGUAAAGUCAACUCCUGUAGAGAAAAGUGACGAUAAUUUGUUGUGCAGUAAAAAGAAAUGUUUAAACGUAACGAAAGUGAUCUCAACGCCGGCCUUCCCUUUCAUAUACGAACCCGUUUUGCCAAACAUAUCACAAGUCAUUGAAAUCGGUCCAACUCUUGGCAACCAAUUGUCCAAAAUUAACGCAGACUCGAGUCAAACAGUGAGCCAUAAUGUUGUCGACGAACUCAAUACAAAUGCAUUGCAAUUAAAACGACUCGCUUUGCAAUACAUUAAUGAUAUUCGAGUUAAAACUAGAGGACAAACCGAUAAGAGUUCGUUUCGGUGUAAGAUAUGUAUCGAUAAGACAUUCACAUCUCCGACAACAUUAAUAUAUCACUACAGAAGCCAUGCGGGGGUUAAGCCAUUCGAGUGCUCGCUGUGUAAGUCGACGUUCACACGACAGCAUAGUCUCAAUUACCAUAUGUUAAUACAUUUGAACAAAUCUCGGUUCGUGUGCGAAGAGUGCGGCCGAAACUUCAGACAUCCCUCACAUUUCAAGGAACACAUGAGACGACACACCGGAGAAACACCCUAUGAAUGCAACGACUGCUUCAUUAAAUUUAAGACACGAAACACAUAUAAACGUCAUUUGCAGACAAAGCACUCGAAAAUGUUGACGAGUAAAGGGAUUUUCGAUUUGCCCGACAACGACCUCCACAUCCGAAAGCCAUGUCCGCCGCGCCGUAAAUAUGGGUUAGGAUUUCUUCACCAGAAUAUCGAAGCCGUGGCCCGAUAUGAAAGGGCACAGCAAGAGGUGAAUCAGACCAUCAAAAGCAAGUGUCACGUAAUUGAAGCGAUCGAUUCCAAUCAUAUCCUAAUUAAUAAUUUUAAUUCGAGUAAAAAUAAUUUCGAGAAAUUACUACAAGCCGUGGCCAUCGCUGAAGAUAACAACCGAUCUAUCAUUACAUAAAUUAUAUUAUCGUUCAGUUAAUUAUAUUUUGCGCACAAUUUCUCUAUAUUUUUGACAUUAGAUUCACAUUUUUAAACAUUAC